This is a messenger RNA of Galleria mellonella (greater wax moth), 5856 nucleotides long. It is a transcript of the gene Pat1, whose product is annotated as amyloid protein-binding protein 2. The record is from RefSeq and is a predicted model, not a curated record. Gene Ontology annotation, molecular function: protein binding. Gene Ontology annotation, biological process: intracellular protein transport. The coding region runs from base 16 to 1944 and encodes 642 amino acids. Lineage: Eukaryota; Metazoa; Arthropoda; Insecta; Lepidoptera; Pyralidae. The transcript has 13 exons.
UAUUUUAUCUGCAAAAUGCUCAGAUUAUUGUAUAUGUAUUACCUCGCCAAAAUGGCUGACGCGUCGACGACGAGACGUGCGAACAAAAUACCUAAUAAUUUAUACGAAUUGUGUUUGACGAAUUUAGUGAACUAUUUGCAGAAAUCUAAGUGCGACAGAAAUGAUUUGCGUUCAUUGCCGGAUAUCAUUGUUAUGGAUGUUUACUAUAAGAUGCUGCAGGAGAAGCGGCUGUGCAUCCUGGCGGCGGAGCUGUCCGAGCUGGACAUCUUCGAGCGGCUACUGUUCUACGCGGACUCGCAGCUGAGGCUACUCCAGUGCUUUCAGGCGGUGAUAGAACACGGUUCAAACUGGCUGUCAACGGAGUUGGCGACCGCAUACCUGUCCAAAUGCGAGUCCAACACUGGUUCUCGGGACCCACUCAUACAGCUGGGACUCAGACUUGGCGGCUUCCUGAACGAAGCGGGUUGGUACGCGGACGCGCAGCGCGUGCUUCUACAGUGCCGCGACCUCUGCCAGGCGCAACCACAGACCACAUAUUACAAACGACUCACCCUCGAGUGUUGCCAUAGGUUAUUGAACACACAGUCGGCCUACUGCUGCUUCCCCGCAGCGGCGGAGACAUACGCGCUCGCGCUGAAGCUGCUCGGCCUGGAGCCGCAGGCGAGCGGCCAGCUGCCCGACGGACCGAUCGCGGUCGGCGACACGUGCGACAAGGCCCUGCAGACAGAAUGUGACGAUACAGAACAGGCGGGCGUGGCGGGCGGCGGGCGCGCGGCGGCGUGUACGCGGGGCGCGUGGGGCGGCGCGGCGCUAGCGGCGCGGCUGUGCAAGGAGUUCAGCGCGCUGUUCUUCGUGCGCUGCGACUACGGCGCCGCGCACGCCUGGAGCCUGCGCGCGCUCGCGCUGCUCGACGACUGGACGCCGCCCAGGAUCACGGUGGAGGUGCUGCGCGCGUGCGGCAAGGCGUGCGUGGUGAAGCGGCGGUUCGCGGCGGCCGGGCUGCUCGUGCGCCAGGCCGUGGCGCUGGCGCGCGCGCACUUCGGCCCGCGCCACCCGCGCACCGCCGCCGCGCUGCUCGACUACGGCUUCUACCUGCUCAACGUCGACUCCAUCACGCACAGCGUCGCCGUCUACGAGGAGGCGCUGGGCACGCUGCGGCGCGUGUUCGGGCGCAGCAGCCUGCACGUGGCCACGGCGCAGGAGGACCUGGCGUACGCGCUCUACGUGCUCGAGUACUCCUCGGGGCUGUUCUACAAGGCGCGCGACCACGCCGAGCGCGCCAUACGCAUCAUCGAGAAUCUAGUACCGGCCGACCAUCUGCUGCUCGCGUCCGCGAAACGUGUCAAGGCCCUAAUAUUAGAAGAGAUCGCGUUGGACACCCCGGCCGGACAGGAUAUCAGUGAGCCAAGCUUACUGGAGGAGUCUGAGUCGCUGCACAAGGCGGCGCUGGCGCUGUCCAUGAUGGCGUUCGGGGAGAAAAACGUGCAGACCGCCAAGCACUACGGCAACCUGGGCAGGCUUUACCAGAGCAUGCAGAAGUUCCAGGACGCGGAGGCGAUGCACCUGAAGGCGAUAGCGAUCAAGGAGGAGCUGCUGGGCGCGGAGGACUACGAGGUGGGGCUGAGCGUGGGCCACCUCGCCUCGCUCUACAACUACCACAUGAACAUGCACCUCGCCGCCGAGAAGCUCUACCUUAGAUCCAUAUCCAUCAGCCUGAAGCUGUUCGGCGAGAGGUACUCGGGGCUGGAGUACGACUACCGCGGGCUGGUGCACGUGUUCACCAAGCUGAAGCGGCACGAGAGCGCCGCGCACUACGACCGCCUGCUGCAGCACUGGCACGCGUUACGGGAGGAGUCCAAAGCGGAACAGCAGCCGGCGCUGGGCUCGGAACAGGUGAUGCCGCUGGCCGAGCUGCAGGCCGCGCUGUUCGCGCACAACGACUGAGCACCGCCUCGUGCGGUCGCCACGCAUGGAUCACAUGUACUGUCUCUCAAUGAGAACUGCGUAUGAAUUUAAAGAGUGUAAUAAAGCAGAAUAUGCCAGUGCGAGAGAAGGAAAACUAUAAUAUUACAUUCAAUGUCUUCUUAUGAAAAAGUCCAGCAGUGGGCCGUAGUUAAAGAUGUGUGGAACAGCUCAAGUGGAUAAAAUUUACAAUGCAGCGCCAUCUAUUGAUUUCUUGAGAUGAUACGGUUGUUGUUUUGCGUAUUAGAUCAAUGUAGAGUGAUUAUUGGUUGUAUUUUAUUGUCAAAUUGUGAUUUUUUGCUUGCGGAUGUCUCAUUAUGUGAAAAAUAGAUGCAAGUGUAAGUGGUAGGUGUCAAUACUAACAGGCUUUAUUGGAAAUUACAAUAUUAAAUUUGUCCUAAUUUAAAACGUUAUAUUUUAAUUGACACAAAGAAAUAAAAAAAUUCAAUAUUUGGCUUUAGUGUGCAACGACGGCUAGAGACUUUUAACACGAGAGGGCGCUGUUCUCGUUCACUUUGGCUUGUGGCUUGUGGCUAUUGUACUUGGGAAGUUAUACACCAAAAAUUUGCUGAGGGCGUUAGUUCAAAAAGGCCUACAUAGUACGCCUCAAGCCACCCAGCCCGAUACACAAAUGUACAUACUAUGCGAUUAUUAUAUAUAUGUAUGUUUACCGUAAGUACCAAUAGUGAAAAUAGAAGCUGAUUAAAGCGCACAAUGGAUAAGUAAGGAGACUUGGUUAUGUUUUUUUGAUGGGUGAAAAUGGUAUGGUAACCCCGCCUGCGCUAACGGGAUACGCUGGCGGAGCACCAGUGAAGGGUGAUAGAUGAGAAUGAAAACAGGCCAGUUAGCCCAUCAUGAUGAAUUCACAAACAAUGAUAGUUUUCAGGGAGAACCGCGUGGAGGUCAACCUGGCUGAGUAUAUUGCUAGCAAUGAGAUUCUUAAUCUCCGUUGCUAACAAUCCCUUUCCCCCCUAGUAGACUUGGUUAGCCGUUUUAUAUUUACGUUAAACUUGAUUAUUUUUUUUUUUAACUGUAAUAUAGACCUGAGUAAUGACUCGGUGCAUUAUUGUGCACAUUUAAUAGUAGAUUUUUAGUACUAGUAACGAUUCCUAAAUACAUGCGAUUUUUUUUUUUUUAUAAUUUUUAACACUAUUUAUCCUUGAGGGUAGACACAGUAGCUUUACUUCCUUUGUUUACUUCUAAAUUCAAAUUGACGCGGUCUUUGGAUUAUAAGUUGGGCCGAGAGUAAUUUCUUCCUGAUUCUGCCAUUUGUAUAUAGCUUAAAACAUUUCAAUUUGCCAAAAAAUAAACGCUUUGAAUAGAUAAUUGUAUUCGAGUAUAAUUUUUAUUAGAAGAUUUAGUUUUGUUACUAUGAUUUAGUCAAUGUAAGCCGUCAUGUAGUCAAACUGGCUUUUUGUAAUGUUUGGUAAACAAUCUUGACAUAUUAAAAACAAAUUUAUCAAUUAGUCGAGUGAAAUAAUUAUCAAGUCAAAUUAGACAUUUAUUUACAUAAAUAUAAGUAUUUAGUUAAAUGUUUUUAAAUAUAGACCAGAGUACCAGAGGGAGACUUUGUACAAAAGUCGAUUGCUUGGGUACCUCUGUCCUAUUCGUGUUUCUACCGUGAAGCAGUUGUGUUUGCAUGGCUGUGUUUCGGUUUGAAGGAUGGGAUAUGGCGUGAAUUUACAGGGUACAGAGGAAUAACAUCUGAGUCCUUAGGAAUGGCAACGCAUGGGGGGUAUCAUGGGCGAAACAGUAUGUGUGUGUACUGUUAUAUCCAUGGUACUGCUCAUGUCUAUAGGCGACGGUUACCACUUUCCAUCAGGUGGGCCCUCAGCUUGUUUGCCAUUCUAAGUUGUAUAAAAAAAAAUAGAAAAUAAUGUAAAGCAUUAUGUUUUGCUGUUAUUGAGUAUGCAAGUAUUAAAAAAACUCUUCAGCACAAUUAUUAAAUACUAUAUUAAUUAUUAAUUUCUGUCUAUCCUAUUUAAGCGCUUCACUCUUGUCGGUCGAGCUCUUGCCACUCACUACGAUUUUCAGCGAGUCUCUUCACCUCUUGAUACGACACGACACCAACUCCUUCCUUGAUCUGCGUGAUGUAACUAUGCUUCGGUCUCCCUCUUCCCCUCCUUUCUGAAUUAAAUUAUUAAUUUAAGAAACUUUAAUAUUUAAUUGUUAAAAUUAAGCAUUACAACAAUCAAUGAAAAGUAAAAAUUUAAGUAACAAAUAUACUAGAAUAAAAAAAAAAUUAAAUUCAUUUUAUGUCAAGUAAUAGAAAAUUAUAAUAAUAAGACACAGACACAAGUAAAUUUUGACUAGUAAAUCAUUUAACACAAAAACUAAUUUAUUCCGACGAUUUGUUAAUUUAAUUAAUAAUCAAGAUUGUUUACUAAAAGGAUGAAUAAUGAGUAACUGCAGUGAAUUAGUGAUAUACUCAUGACUGAUUUCGCGAUUUUCUGCGACAGACAAACGGAUACUUGACCAUGUGGGGGUCGUUCUACAUGUUGUGUAUAUUCUAGUUCAUGUGUCUAAUGUUAGUUGUAUUUGUAAAUAAGCUGUCUCUGAGCGCCCACGGUGUGCAAUGUCUGUUAAAAUUAUGUUCCUUUUGUACGUAUAUUCUGUAUAAAUAUAAAAUUUACCUACAUACGAUUUUUUUUUUGUUUAGGGCCUUUUCAGAGUUGCACGUAUUUGUAUACGUGGAUCAACCCUACAACCUACGUGUCUUGUGGCUUCACCUUUAUGUGUUAGUAUUAAAACGUAAAAUACGUAUCAACCUAAAGGAAGAUUUAUCUGUAUAUUCAAUUUCAUUCAAAUCCGUUCAGCUAAUUCAGUGUCAUUAAAUGGCAAACUUGAACAUUUUGUACUAUAAUUAAUUUUACCCCUUGGGGAUAAUCCCUCGUGCAAGGUCGCAUAAAUAUGGCUCUAAAAGGUAGAAAAAUAGUUGUAAAUUAAUUUCGCAUGCAGUGUUAUCCCGCAAACGGGCUUAUAUAUACAACACGAGCAGGUUGAUCCGGCGUGCAGGACCAAAUACGUGCGACUCUGAAAGCACCCUUAGCGUAAAUUAUUAGCUGUAAUUUAUACUAUUGUGUUGUGUGCAAUGAAUAGUUCGAAAUGUAAAUAUAAAUAAUGGAAUUUAUUUCGCCGAUGUUGCCAACCGUAUAUUACGUCAUGGCCAAUGUUGUAAUGAAAUAUAUAAAUUUUGAACGCAUAGUGAUGACUAGGCAAUGCGUUUACAAUCAGAAAUGGGUGGAACCUUCUCGUUCUAUGUCAUUAGAGUGUACUUACGAGCGAUAUAGUGUCAAGAAAGCCUGCAAUCGUAUGUUUUAUUUUAGACUAAUUUUUACAAUGUAGAUUUAGUAAUUUAUAACUCUCUCGUGAUCUCUGUUUUUUUUUUUUUUUUUAAUAUCAAAAGCGGCUUGUUAAAUACAAAUAGGCAAAGAUACUGUCCCGUUUGUUAUGUAAAAAGGAAAUAGAUGACAUUUGAAAAUGUCAUAAUAAUUUUGUAAUAAAAAAUGUCAAAUAUUUUAUAUACAUUACAAAGUUCAGUGUGACAAGGUUCCGACCCACUUCUGACAGCGACCGCUACUUUCAGAAUUGUCGACUAUGAGUCGUGGAUUCUUUGUUUUGAAAUGCUUUGUUAGCUAAUUAUUGAUGAUAGUCGUUUUGUAAAAAGUAACAUAUCUGUAUGUACGUUUUAUUGAAUAAUUCGAGGACAUAGUUAAUUAUUAUAAUGAAAAUGUAAAUUAUUAACGGUCGAGUGGUCGGUCGGUCACUCGCCAUUAUUUUCGUACACCUCACAGCUUGACUAUGUGUAUACAAGUAUUUUUAUGGGAGAACAUUAUAUAACAUGAUGAUUUGGCUGUUAAAUGCGUAACGCGUAUGAGUAAAUAAGAUUAUAAA